Diatraea saccharalis (sugarcane borer) is the source of this 2636-nucleotide messenger RNA. NCBI's taxonomy places the organism in Eukaryota, Metazoa, Arthropoda, Insecta, Lepidoptera, Crambidae. The record is from the annotation of a GenBank genome assembly.
AAAGAGUAACACGUGUUCAGUGAUCGGUGUGGUGCUCCAAUACGAGUUGUGACAAGUGUUGUAUGAAGUGAUCGGAAUAUAGUUGUAUUGUGAAAGUUGAUAAAAAUGGCGAAAGUUUUUUUGUUCGUUGCCCUUUUCGUGAUUGUGGUGGAUGCUGCGCAUAAACACCAUCCGAAGUUCCCGAAGGGCUCAGAGGAGUACGACGCAUCUGAUAUUAAAAAAGUUGCCUGCAGUAGUGAAAACGACAGGCUUCGUAAUGAAAUCAUUGAAAAGUCAAGAUGCGGGCCACCGAAAGAAGUGUUCGUGUAUCUAGAGCCUACAGCUGCUCAUGAGCAGGUAAUCACAAUGAUUAUAAUAAUUUACAAAGUUUAAGCGACAUUAGUUUAUUAAUAGAGAAAUUUAAAGCUGAAAGUAUAGAACCGAGUUCAAAUAUUUUAUAUUAAGCUGUUUCAUUAAGCUUUUACACAUUCUUAACAAACUAAAAAAAUGUUAAUUUAAAAAUGUCGUCAUAGUUAUUUUUACAAUUACGACAUUUAUAUGGGUUUCUAAAUGUCAUUAAAUAUGAAGUCAUUUUAAACAAAACAAAAAACUUCAAUUGCUUACUUAAUUGCUAAACGUUGCCUAAUCAGUAUAAUUAUCAUAUGAUUUAAUAUUCGCUGCGAACAUUCUUAAUUGCCAGGUAUUUACUUAUCAAUAAAUAAUUAUAAUAAGCGCCGAUGAAAUAUUUGCCGAAGUAUUUCAUAACUAAAUUAUAAAAGGAACCAUCCGUUUCGUCAGACACUCAUUACGAGCAGACAUACCGUUUACAUCAUUAUUAUCAGUUAAUGUCCAUGCGAUGAUAUUUUCCGUCUAAAGUAAUACGGUGACUCACUGAAUAUCAUAAGUGAGAUUACGUUUUGCCAUCCGAAAUAUUAUCACUAACGUAGAGCACGCUCUCUAAAUAUUUAUUUAUAAACCUGUUGAAUGAAAUUUACGUCACCGAUAUUUAACAUUACAUUUGAAUAAUAUAAAACAAUUAAACAAAUCUUGUUUUAAUUGUUAUGUGAAAUUUACCUUUGCCAUUACAAUUUGAACGUUAUGUUUUAAUAUUAUGUAGAGCUAAUGAAUUUCUUCAUAAGCGGAUGAUAAUUUCCGUAUCCCCAACAUCUAUUUAGAUUAAAUUAAUUAUUUAUAUUGCACCCGAAGCAAAGUCGGGCAUCGGCUGGCAAUAAAUAGUGUACCAACUGUUUGUGUCCGCGUCUCAGUCAUUAAGUUUGCGUGAGAAAAUCCGCUUUAUACAAACGAUACUGACGUGAGCGUGUUUCCCCAGGUGAGCCCUGGUGCCGUUUGGGUUAAACGAUGUGUUGGCCUAUGUGACUGGGAGACGGACGGCUCCAAAUGCAUCCCCACCAGAACUGCCAUCAGGCAGAUACCAGUCCGAAUAUAUAACGUGAAAACAGACAAAGAGACGUGUUCAACGUACCCUGUCGUAGAGCACGUCAGUUGUGGAUGCUGUUCGGGGUCACGUACGGAUUGUGGAGAGAACCGGGUGUUCAAUCCUCCGGGGCCAGAAUAUGCGGUGGAAUCGAUCUAAGUGCGCAUGUGAACCCCGGAGGAAGAUAAAAUGAACUCUAUGCACACAAAUUUAAGGUUGUGUUAACUGAUUGAAACCGUUGCGUUAGACAACAAGACGUACAGUGGAAAACGAUGAAGACAAAAUUGUGAAUUUCCCAAGAUUUGUGUUGUGAAAUUAUGGACCGUACGCGCAUUUCAAUAAAGUCGACUGACUCAAGUGUCUUAUUAUAGUCAUAAGUUUAGGUAUUAAAUUAAUCAAACAGUAUUACGUUAAUGUAAGUUACGUCUAAGUUAUUUAUUCACUAGAAAAGGGGCCAAAAAGAGCUGUGAGUGUUAGGAUUGCUUAGUUCUGAUUCUUAGGACUUUUUGGUUGUAUUUAUUUCAAACUUGUAAAUAAGCACUAUUACUUAAAACUAUUGAACUCUCCAUAGUAUUAUAUAAAGUUGCUUAGUAUUAAAUGUCAGACGAUGGUGUGGAGUGACAUCACGAAACAGUAUUUUUAAUAAUAUAUUUUGUACGUAAUUAGAUUUAAGAACGUAAAUAAUGAUUUACGUAAUUCCUAAAAUGUGAUAUAGGUUGUUAUUCCAUUUCUGUAAUUAGUUGUAAAAGUAAGCAUUUAAAAACUAGAUCAAUUUUUUAGGGUAAUUUUUUAUUACUAGUCAAGUGGUUAACUUAAAUUAUUUAUGUCUCGAUAUUACUGAGUGGCUCUCUUUAUAAUAAUAAUGAAUACACUUAAUAUGAUAAAAAAAAUAUUUAUCAUGCUCAUGGUUCUGAUUUGUGUAAUAGUUUAAAUAGCUUAUUUUACCUAAUCAUAGUUUAGAACAAUAUUUUUUGCUUCAAGCCUAGUCUAUGAUUGUGCCAAAGGCAUAGAAUCUCAUAGGUUUUUUGCGUAUUUGUGUCCUAUUUUAAUUUAUUUAUUGUAACGUAUGAAGCUUAUGAAGCUUUAAGUGAUUAAAUCACGAGUUUAGUUUAAUUCUUUUGUAUUUGUUUUGUAUUUGAAUAUGUCAGUAUUCAUCGAAAAAGCGCCGAAUAAUAAAAUUUGUACUUAAUUUUUUCAACAUCUUGUUUCUUUUUUUCGUUAA